This is a messenger RNA of Sporothrix brasiliensis 5110, 1677 nucleotides long. RefSeq names its product cytosine-purine permease. The record is from RefSeq and is a predicted model, not a curated record. Bases 1 to 1677 code for a protein of 558 amino acids. Gene Ontology annotation, biological process: nucleobase transport; transmembrane transport. The transcript has a single exon. Gene Ontology annotation, cellular component: plasma membrane. NCBI's taxonomy places the organism in Eukaryota, Fungi, Ascomycota, Sordariomycetes, Ophiostomatales, Ophiostomataceae. Gene Ontology annotation, molecular function: nucleobase transmembrane transporter activity.
AUGAAGACACCGUCGUCGAGCGCCUUCAAGGCGCGCUUCACGUCGCUCAGUGCCUGGGAGCUGCCCAAGGAGGACAGCGCCAUUGCGCCGCCCGACGUCUGGACCAACCGCGACAUGGACCCCACGCCGGCGUCCGACCAGACCUGGGGCAUCUGGAGCAUCAUGGCCUAUUGGGCCACCGACACCAUCAACCUGGGCACUUGGGAGACCGCGUCCAGCAUCCUGGCCGUCGGCCUGUCGUGGCGCGAGGCCAUUCCGUGCAUGGUCGUCGGCAUCCUGUCCGUCGCCGUCCCCAUCGUGCUCAACGGCGCCAUCGGCUCCAAGCUGCACAUCCCCUUCUCCGUCAUCACCACCUCGUCCUUUGGCUACUACUUCCGCUACUUCUGCAUCGUCUCGCGGUCCGUGCUCGCCAUGUUCUGGCUCGGCAUCCAGGGCGCCAACGGCGCCCAGUGCAUGACCGUGAUGCUGACCGCCCUGGCGCCCUCGUACGCGCGCAUCCCCAACCACCUGCCGGCCAGCGCCGGCAUCACCACCAUGGGCAUGUGCUCGUACUUUUUGUUCUGGAUCAUCCAGAUGCCCCUGCUGUUGAUCCACCCCACCAAGCUCAAGCCCCUCUUCUGGAUCAAGCUGCUGGCCGCCCCCGUCGCCGCCGUCGCCACCAUGGGCUGGUGCGUCCACAAGGCCGGCGGCGGCGGCGACAUCUUCAAGCUCAAGGCCGAGGUGUCCGGCAGCGACUACGCCUACCUGUGGCUCAGCUGCAUGACCGCCGUCACCGGCUCGUGGGCCACGCUCGCCGUCAACAUCCCCGACUUCACGCGCUACGCCAAGAGCGCCAACGGCCAGUACGUUCAGCUGCCCUUUCUGCCCAUUGUCUUUACCGUCUGCGGCCUGCUCGGCAUCAUCACCACCUCCGCCGUCAAGGUCUUUACCGGCCAGUACCUCUGGAACCCGCUCGACAUCAUCAGCCUGUGGCUCGACAUGGGCCGCGGCGGCCGCUGCGCCGCCUUCUUUGCCGCCCUCGCCUGGUACAUUGCCCAGGUCGGCACCAACAUCACCGCCAACUCCAUCUCCGCCGCCAACGACAUGACCGUCCUCUUCCCCCGCUACAUCAACAUCAAGCGCGGCUGCAUGAUUGCCGGCGUCAUCGCCGGUUGGGUCCUCGUGCCCUGGAAGAUUAUCAGCUCCGCCUCGACCUUUCUGGCCUUUAUGGGCGGCUACUCCGUGUUCCUCGGCCCCAUGGCCGGCAUCAUCGCUGCCGACUUCUGGCUCGUCAAGCGCGGCCACAUCGACAUCCCCGCCCUCUACGAUCCCCACGGCCGCUACCGCUUCUUCCUCGGCGUCAAUUGGCGCGCCUUUGUCGCCUUUAUCGUGCCCGUGUCGCCCCUCCUGCCCGGCCUCGCCGAGAGCAUCAGCGGCCCCGCCAAGGUCAAGGUCAGCCAGGGCAUCCUGCAGCUGUACGACUUCAACUGGCUGUUCGGCUUUGUCACGUCCAUUGUGCUGUACACGGCCCUGAGCUGGGCCGUUCCGGAGCCCAAGACGCUGCUCACGGACACCAUCUGGAAGCGCGGCGAGAUUGAGGGCGUGCGGGAGUCGGGCAGCGACAUUGAGAGCCCGCCGCCGGGCAUGGAUUCGGGCGGCAAGAUGAUGAACGAGGAGGUGAAGCCGGUUCCUAUGUAA